This is a messenger RNA of Ceratitis capitata (Mediterranean fruit fly), 1672 nucleotides long. RefSeq names its product ruvB-like helicase 2 (gene rept). Lineage: Eukaryota; Metazoa; Arthropoda; Insecta; Diptera; Tephritidae. The coding region runs from base 162 to 1592 and encodes 476 amino acids. The record is from RefSeq and is a predicted model, not a curated record. Gene Ontology annotation, cellular component: R2TP complex; NuA4 histone acetyltransferase complex; Ino80 complex. The transcript has 2 exons. Gene Ontology annotation, molecular function: ATP hydrolysis activity; ATP binding; DNA helicase activity. Gene Ontology annotation, biological process: box C/D snoRNP assembly; regulation of transcription by RNA polymerase II; chromatin remodeling.
ACAAAAGGAAGAAAAACACGUUAAACAAAAGCAAAAGCAGGCGACCGGUUAGAUUUCUUAGCAACGCCAAACAAUUGUUAAAAUUUCCAGAAAUUUUCAACAAGAAAUCGAUUCCAAUAUAAACCUAAUUUAAUUCAAAAGCAAAUAACUUCAACACAAAAAUGGCUGAUGGUGAUAAGAUUGAAGUGCGCGACGUCACACGCAUCGAACGUAUUGGCGCUCAUUCACACAUACGCGGUCUUGGUCUUGACGAUGUGCUGGAAGCGCGUGCUGUAUCACAGGGCAUGGUUGGUCAAAAAGAUGCACGACGUGCCGCUGGAGUUGUAGUGCAAAUGGUACGUGAAGGUAAAAUUGCUGGUCGUUGCAUUUUACUGGCAGGUGAACCGAGUACCGGCAAGACUGCAAUUGCUGUGGGAAUGGCACAGGCAUUGGGAACUGAGACACCGUUUACCAGCAUGUCUGGUUCAGAGAUCUACUCACUUGAGAUGAGCAAAACUGAGGCGUUGUCACAGGCGUUGCGCAAAAGUAUUGGUGUACGCAUAAAAGAAGAAACAGAAAUUAUAGAGGGUGAAGUUGUGGAGAUACAAAUUGAUAGGCCUGCCACGGGUACGGGCCAAAAAAUAGGAAAGGUCACCUUGAAAACAACUGAAAUGGAGACGAACUACGAUUUGGGCAAUAAAAUUAUCGAAUGCUUUAUGAAGGAAAAAAUACAAGCUGGCGAUGUUAUAACCAUCGAUAAAGCAUCCGGUAAGGUAACCAAAUUGGGGCGUAGUUUUACACGUGCACGUGAUUAUGACGCUACAGGUGCACAGACACGUUUCGUCCAAUGCCCAGAAGGUGAACUACAGAAACGCAAAGAAGUAGUACACACAGUAACACUACACGAAAUCGAUGUCAUCAAUAGUCGUACACACGGUUUCCUGGCACUCUUUUCCGGUGAUACGGGUGAAAUUAAACAAGAAAUACGCGAUCAAAUCAACAAUAAAGUACUUGAAUGGCGCGAAGAGGGUAAAGCAGAAAUCAAUCCCGGCGUGCUAUUCAUCGACGAAGUACAUAUGCUGGACAUAGAAUGUUUCUCAUAUCUAAAUCGUGCGCUUGAAUCCGAUAUGGCACCUGUUGUCGUCAUGGCUACCAAUCGUGGUAUUACACGUAUACGCGGCACAAAUUAUCGCAGUCCACAUGGUAUACCAAUAGAUUUAUUAGAUCGUAUGAUUAUCAUACGAACUGUGCCGUAUACAGAAAAAGAAAUAAAAGAAAUCUUAAAGAUACGUUGCGAAGAAGAAGAUUGUCUAAUGCAUCCAGACGCACUAACAAUUCUCACACGUAUUGCCACGGACACUAGCUUACGUUAUGCAAUACAAUUAAUAACCACAGCGAAUUUAGUAUGCCGACGUCGCAAGGCGACAGAAGUAACCACAGAAGAUGUUAAGAAAGUGUAUUCUUUAUUUUUGGAUGAAAAUCGCUCCAGUCAGAUUCUGAAGGAAUAUCAAGAUGAAUAUAUGUUUAAUGAAAUACAAGAACCCAAUGAUUGUGAAGUUGUGACAAAGCGUGAAGAAGCUGGCGGUGGUGAUGAACAACCUAUGGAACAUUAAAUAGACACUUUGAUGGACAACAGUUGAUUACAUACAUACAUACAUUCGUAAACUUUUAAUGCUUUAGUUGAAAAUAAAAA